Messenger RNA from Closterium sp. NIES-65, 525 nucleotides. The record is from the annotation of a GenBank genome assembly. NCBI's taxonomy places the organism in Eukaryota, Viridiplantae, Streptophyta, Zygnematophyceae, Desmidiales, Closteriaceae.
AUGGAGCAGAUCGUGGUCUAUGAGUUCAUGGCCAAUGGCGACCUCGACCGCUGGAUCAGACCCGGCGCACCCCACCCGCUCACAAUGCAGCAGCGGUUAGCCAUCCUGACGAGCAUGGCGCGCGGGCUGGAGUAUCUGCACGGCUUCAGCAUCGUGCAUUGCGACAUCAAGCCCGCAAACGUCCUGUUGGACGCGCGCAUGCACGCCAAGCUCGCUGACUUUGGGCUGGCAGCAUCGCUGGUGGUAGUAGGGGACGUGGCGGCCCUCAAGGACCCGCACCUGCAAGCACCGGACAACCUGGUGCUGCGCAUGGCACGCCUGGCGCUCUCCUGCACCGCCAUGCCCACGGCGUCUCGCUCGGGCAUGAGCCGUGUGCUGGCAGAGCUGCUGCUGCUCAAGGAGGAGUUCUUUGGGGAGGACGAGGACCGCAUGGCUGCCCGCAUCGACCUCGAGAUCGAGAGCUCUGAGCAGGUUGAUUUCAGCUUGGAGCUGGCUCGUCUUCAGGGGAUUCAACAUGGCAGUUAG